CCAGUAUGCAGGGGAAGCUGUGCUCUUUGCAUCUUCUGACUCCCAUUUGCCUGCCUGCACUGCUGCCUCUGUAUGAGAGGAAGCAGCAUGGGGUGGGGAAGCAGCUCUGUAGGGAUUUCCAACAUUGUUGGCUCUUUUUGACUAAAUCACCCCUUAAAGAAUGCUAAAUAGAUUAUUAUAGUUUACAUGAAUUUGUUUGGUACUUAAGUUAGGCUAUACAGCAGUGUUUCUUAAACUUUUUAAGACAGAGGAUAUAAGUGAUAGAAACAUACCACUAUUUCAUGAGAGUUCCUUCAGAUCUGUUGCGUGAAUACCAUCUGCUCCUGGUGACCUAUUACUGUUACAUGUAUCAGUUUGUUCCAAAACUACUACUUUUGACACCCCAAUAUGGGAUAGUUCCUCAGAUUUGUCACCUAAAAAGAAUGGCUCAGAUGUGGGAAUUUCUCAUCCUCUGCAGUGAUGACCAAUGGAAAAUUCUGUCUCUGGGUUGUCUUGAUUCUUGAAUGCCUCUUUAGCACUUCUUUCUUUCAGUGGCCCACCUGAUUGUUUGGCAGACUUCUUGCUUGUAGUGUAUUUAAAUCUUUUUUGCUUUUUAAAACCUUUUAGUUUUUUAGACAUGUAUUUUGGGGGGAUAUCUUAAGGAUUUUUAAAAUCUUCUGACUUGAGCUCACCUGCCAUACAUAUCCCCAAACACUGACCAAAAACCCCACCUUAAUUCAAAACUACUUCUACAGACAUUUGAGAAACCCUGCCUCACCUAUGCUCUCCCACACUUUCUUCAUAGCAGGCUUCUUCCCAUGUAACGCAUUCACUAAGGAAAGAUCAGACUACUCCUAUUAUUUAUUUGUAUUUCAUUAGCUGCCCAGAACCCCAGACAUGGAGCCUCAUUCUUCUUGGUGAUGUACAAAUACAAACCAAAAAGACAAUCUCUGCCACGUGAUGACUAGAAACGGAUGGACUGUUGAUUUGGUUAUAUAGAUUUGGAUGGGAAAGCUUUCACAAAGAAGCAGAUCUAGAUGAUUAUGCUCUAGGUUAGUGUGAAUUCCUUUUGGAAGUUUUUGUGUAACUCUCCUGUUAGAUAAGAGUCCUUUAUUUUUCAGUUUGUUUUGUGAUCAGCGUUGUCCCAGAAGUAUGCAGCAUGGAUGAAGCAUGGAUGAAGACAGGUUCAAAAUUGUGGAUUUCUAGUCCAAUAAUGUGGAGCAUUAAGGCCUCGAACUGAAACUGGAAAUGUGCUUGGAGGACAGAAGAGAUGUACCCACAGAUGUCCAGCCCAGUGAGGAGGUGGACAUUGUAAAGAACUUGGGAGAAUGCACUCUUUUCAAGUUAGCUCCAAAAUAAAGGAUAUUAUAGGAGUCCAGUCUGAAAUGCUUCAAAGACCACCAGAAGAAUUAUCUUCAAAGAUGGAGAUUCCUGAGGAGGAGAUGGAUACAUCUGAUACCCAGUGGGGUUGGUUUUACUUGGCUGAAUGUGGCAAAUGGCAUAUGUUUCAGACUGAUUCAAACACUCAGUGUUCAGUUAGCAGUGAAGACAUUGAAAGGAGCUUCAAAAUUAACCCAGAAGGCUCUGUUUCUUUUACUACUGCAAAAUUUAACUACAAGUUAGACUUUCCAGCGAUGAAACAGACUAAUCUAACCACUGGAAAACAGCGUCCAAUAAAGAGAGCUCCGUUUUCUAUCAGUGCUUUCAGUUAUAUCUGUGAAAAUGAGGCUAUUCCAAUGCCUUCACACUGGGAGAAUGUAAAUCCUGAAGAGCCAUAUCAGCUUAUUCCUUUGCAAAAACAAACAAAUGAAUAUAAUGAAGUUUCUAGUCUCUUUGGGAAAACAAUGGAUAGCAACCGAAUUAAAAGAAUUCAGAGAAUUCAAAAUCUAGACUUGUGGGAGUUUUUUUGCAGGAAAAAAGCUCAGUUAAAGAAGAGACGAGGUGUCGCUGUCAUUAAUGAACACAUGUUAUUUCAUGGCACCAGCAAUGAAUUUGUAGAAGCAAUAUGCAUUCAUAAUUUUGACUGGCGAAUAAAUGGUAUACAUGCUGCUGUGUAUGGAAAAGGGACCUAUUUUGCAAGAGAUGCAUCAUACUCCAGUCGUUUCUGCAAAGAUGAUAUGAAGCACGGAGACACUUUUCAAAUCCAUGGUGUCAGUCUACAACACCAUGUGUUCAGAACGUAUAAAGUUAUGUUUCUUGCUCGUGUUUUAACUGGAGACUAUGUCAUUGGAGAUUCCAAAUAUAUGAGACCUCCUUCAAAAGAUGGAAGCUUUGUGAACUUAUUUGACAGCUGCGUGGAUAGUACAUGGAAUCCAAAGAUCUUUGUUAUCUUUGAUACCAACCAAAUCUACCCUGAAUAUUUAAUAGAAUUCUGUUAAGUUUUGCCAGGAGACAAACUGAGCAUUAGGUUGGUUGUGAUGGAUGGUCAGUAUCUUUUUGCAAAGGAAAUAUAACUUAAAAAAUGUGUAAAUACACAGUGGUGAGAACAGGCAUGGAGAUGUGAAGGAAAAUCUGGCUUACAUCUGUAAAAUCCUUUUGGCGUAAGGUUGGUUGUCCAUUUGUUGGUCCUGUAAAUAAAACAUUGAUGCUUUUCACAUGUAGGGUUUAUAAGAAAUUUUAAUAUGGCUUAGUUAAGCCUUAACUUACGUGGACAUUUAAUGUCUUCAAAGGAUUCUUACUGCUAUACUUUUUUAAAAACUACGCGUGUAUUUAAUCUAUGUCUAGAAAUAUAUUUAUGCAUAUGAUACAGUUUGUGUACAUGUGAAUAAUCUUUUAUAAAGAUUUUAUUUAUAAUUUUACAAAAUGCAGGGGGCUUAAUGGUUAUUGGCAUGCCGCAGUAUGCAUUACGUGUAGAGCGGAGUUUAAAUCUACCAAACAAUACAUUUAGAAAAAGCAAAGAUGUGGAAUCAGUCUGAACCAUCUGCUGGGACUAAAUCUAGAUACCUGUAUCUCAUACUGCUUCAAGCAACCUGCAAUAAUGUUGCGCAACCUAUAAGUGAAGUCUGGUUGUGACAGAAUGAGAUAUCUAACAGCAGUUGCAGUCAGUAAUUAGAUGCAGAGCAUGAGCUGGUUUUGUCAGGUAAAAUCUGAUUGGGGAAAGAGAAGAGGGACCAGAAGUGGCUACAAGAAGAAAGAUCAGAGAGAUCCAAGUUCCUGAAGAAUGCGGACUGAGUACUGCUUUUGAGGUGUUAAAUGAGAAAAACUACUUACAUUGGCUCUCCCUAAUGAGACUUCCUCUCUGGAUCCCUGCUGUUGGAUACUUGCCCUGUUACACAGACCUUCGAUAUACUAAACAUUGUAUUUGCUCCCUCCAGUGCUAAACAUGCACAGCCUGGCACUAUGAUACAGCUAAUAGUGACAUGUAUUCCCUCCUUCCUGUGUUUUUUAUCUAUGCCUGUUCAUGAAGUCUGUCAGUUCUUUGUGUUCUUUUUAGUUUCUUAAAAACUUUUUCCUGACUUAUCAUCUUCAGCUGUCCAGGGAAUUGUUUCCUUUUGUGCAUGUACAGUGCCUAGCACAAUGGCCCUCCUGAGUAUGAGCUCUGGGUGUUACUACAAAAACAACAUAUGAUUGAUCUAGAACAGCAGAACUUCACUAAUCCACAGGCUUUGUAAUACACAUGUGGAGGGGCACACAUAAAUGCUGCAUCUACACUAUGAGCUACAGGUGUUAGUCCCUGCUCAUAUACAUGUACUUGAGUGAGCAGGAAUAUAAUGGUAUAGCUGUGGUAGCAAGCCUUGCAACAGUAGAGGAACAACUAAGCCAGGCCACUGUGAGAGCAAGUACACAAGAGGAGGGAAUAGCUCAUAGUUAUCCCUCCCAACUUAUCAGAGAUUUGCUGGCAAAUACUGUAUGGUGUCCUCAUAUUAAGUCCUCUUUAUUUUUACAAAAUAUUCUACAAUACAUGUAUUUGGAUAUGGUGAAACUAUAACAAGUCAAAAUUUUAAGAAGUUGUUCCCUUUUGUUUGUGCACUCACUAGUUUUAGUAGGGCCUUUUUGGCUAGAAGUAACCAACACAUUGGGUUUUAAAAGGUGUUUGGUUGCCAUACGUACAAUAUCUGCAGGAAAUCAACAUGAUUUGUGAUUACCCUGCUUUGGCUAAUUUAUACCUGUAUUAUUUGUCCACUUUUUAUAUGUGUGUGUUUGGGGCGGGAGAGGGGAAGGGAAGAGAGGAAGCCUUAAUCUCACCAGUCCAGAGUGCAAUUGAAAGAAUUUUCAGCCAGUGUUCAUUCUAUCAGUUUUUUUGUGGAGAAUCAUCUUCAUCUGCAUUGCUAACUCCUGAUAGCUGUUUCACCAGGUAGGCAGCUAGAAUGCAAUGCAUCAGGCUCUAGCAAUGCUGAUUGGUAGUUCUUAGUUGUAAAUCACAAGAAGGAAGUCCAUGACUGCAAGAAGGAAGUCUGUCAUUUGACUGAAAUAAUCAUCACCCCUGAGAGAUUCUAUUUUGUGUGUUUUCAUACAGAGUGUCCUCCAGAUCCUUACCAUGUCCAGUUCUAGCUAUCAUUUUUCAGAGGUGACAGCUAGAGAUUUAUACUGUCUCCCCUCUGGAAGGGCCUUCUGGUACCUAGAUUUUCCUUAGCAAACACUAUGGCAUUGAGGCAGUUGGUGCAGCAUGUCCCAUGUACUGGUUCUCACUGGGCUGCCUUUGGGGCUAUUUGAUGUUGAGAAAACAUUCACCCUGUCCAUUUGUCAGACUUCCUGCUCAGCUUCUGACUCUCUUGCAUUCUUCCAUUUUUUUUUAUCAAGCACAGACUGCUUUAUUGUGAGAAGGGUGCUAAUCUUGGCAGUAACUAAACAACUGGUAAAUUUUCGAGGAAUUAUCUACCUUUGAUCAUCCACUAGGAUGAAUCUCAGGAAGCACUGAGUCCCCAGUAGAAUUUUGAGAAUAAUUAGACAAAAAGAGAACAUUGGGUAUGUUUGAUGUCUAGGUUGAUACUAUUAAUUAACUUGUGAGACUGACUUUUUAAAAGCUCUGUUAUGCAAUAUGGCUACCAUACAUUUUUACAAAUGCAAAAAAAAAAGUGCAUUAAUAUAUAGCUCUUUGAAGGUCUAAAGUUGCUAUAUGCCUGUCAACAUAAUUCCUUUCUUUCUUUAAGCAGGGGCUCCAGAUUGAGUUUUGGCGCAGAAGAAAGUUUAGUGAAAGAAAUGUGACCCAAAGCAACAAGUACAGGGAAAAGACGGAGGGGAAGACUAACUGAAGAAACAAAGCUUGGAAUGGGUGAUGUGACAGUAAACUAAAGAUGGGGGGGGGGAGAGUAUAAAGGAAAAGUGUGACAAAGCCCUCCUUUUAACUUCUCCCAAACCCAUCUCUUUGCAGGCUUUCUGAAUGCUCCACUCCUACCUAAUAUGCUUUGGUGGAGACGGAGCACUGCACUGGGAGCCAGGAAGCUUAAUGUGGGUCUCACCAUAUAUAUCAGGUAAAGAGCUCAGAGUAGGUUAAAGACUCUGAUCUGACCAGGAGAGAAAUCCCCCAUGGCAGGAGCUGGAAGGCUAUAAUAGAUCCCCUUUCAAGAGAUUUAUUAGGGGCAGAGCCAAAAAAUGUGUAGCUGCCAUAAUUUAAACCUCCUGCCCCCAACCUGGGCUGUCUGGAUUACACUGGGUGCCUGUUGAGUCCUCUGCAGCUGCCAAAAUUGGGAACAUUGAAAUCCAUCAUCUCCACUCACCCUGUGCUGUGAGUUCUGUACUGAGCAACAUGCCUAUGGCAACAUUAAGUACCCAUUUUGAUCAUUCUCAGAGGGGGAGCUGUGUUAGUCUGUAGCUGCAAAAACAAUGAGGAGUCCCAUGGCACCUGAAAGAUUAACAGAUUUAUUUGGGCAUAAGCUUUCCUGGGCAAAAAACCGCUUUUGACAAAGAGGAUUUUUGCCCACAAAAAACUUAUGCUUAAAUAAAUUUGUUAUUCUGUAAGUUUUCAUGGGACUCCUCCUUAUUAAUACCCAUUUUAUCACUGUGUCAUAAUUGACAAUCCUUGCUGCUGAGAAGUAAAAACAAUUCUGUUUUAUAUUAGGGAAGUCAGAACGAUUGUGAUGACAUUCUAAAUGUUUCUGCUUUUGGAAGGGCCAGUUCUACUUACCCGUGAAUGACACUGCUUGGAGAAAGUAUUAUUAUUAAAUUAAAUAAUUAGCUUGUGGUGGUGUACAGUUUAGUGGGCAAGGUCGGUCCCUAAGCACUUAUGUCAUAAAUAUGAUUAAUAACAGACCAAUAUAAUAAACUUCCUCUGGCUGUUUGAAAAAGUUCCUACCAAACAAAAUUGUAAGAUUAUCAGUUUCCCUCUGACCCAUGAGCCCUUUAACAAAUACACUGCAUUGUAGCGAAAGUGAAAUAUUGUAUAGAAACUCUAAUUUAUAAGUCCCAUACCACUUUAGAAACAACCUCACUAAAGUCCUAUGACAUAGGCAAAUAGUAGAGUGACCCUUCCACUCUCCCUGCAAUGCCACCAUUUUUUUAAAUGGAAUACAGCGCCUAUACAAUCCAGCAGAGUAGUACUUUACAGCAGACUCACUGGAUGUAGGCAAAAAUACUGUUUUCAGUACAAAUUUCUGGGGUGGUUAGAUAGAUUAUAUAAAAAUUAAUUUUUACGAUACACCUCUUUUCUUAAGAUCUUUAAUUACAAUAUGUUGGCAAGACCUCGGGUUUAUAUCUUAUCAAAAGGACAGCACCUCUAGCAGUAUAUAGCAGUGUUUAGUCUAGUGUGUCGAGGAGAACAACAGAGGGUCUUUGGUGUUCCUCAUAAAAAAAAAAAUUGGUGUUUCUUGGUCUUAAAAAAUUUAAGAAACACUGGUAUAUAGUGUGCUAAAAUGAAGUCAGGGUUAGUACAGGCUUUAAGGGAAGAGUACCACUUAUUGAAUGACUGAUACUGCUAGAUUUUCAUAGAAUCUGUUCUAUCCAUAUAAUGAUCCAGUUUACUUGGAAAAAUCUGAAGGAGUAUAGUUGCAAGGUGAGACAUGAAUAAAAAAAUGUAGAUAAACUCAGCACCUGAUGGAAGUCUGAGUCUGAAUGGGCCCUGAGAGAAGGGGAACAGAGCAGCAUGAAAGUAACAAACUAGGUGACAUUUGAAGAGGGAAUAUUCUGCUUUUUUCCCCCCAGUAUUAUGAGGGGGUAUAAAUUAACCAUCUGAUCUACUGUGGCUUAUGUAAUUUUACUUUGAAAAACUUAAGUGGGAACAAGCUGUUUUUGAGCACCAGAAGCAUAAAUGCACUUUGAGGAAGUUUAAAACAAACAAAACUAGCAGGUUUUAAAACAAACGGAAGUUUUUCUUCACAGUGCACGGUCAACCUGUGGAACUCCUUGCCAGAGGAGGUUGUGAAGACCAGGACUU
Pelodiscus sinensis (Chinese soft-shelled turtle) is the source of this 7288-nucleotide messenger RNA. The record is from RefSeq and is a predicted model, not a curated record. NCBI's taxonomy places the organism in Eukaryota, Metazoa, Chordata, Testudines, Trionychidae.